Molecule: messenger RNA, 2436 nt
Organism: Gaeumannomyces tritici R3-111a-1
Lineage: Eukaryota; Fungi; Ascomycota; Sordariomycetes; Magnaporthales; Magnaporthaceae
Product: endoplasmic reticulum mannosyl-oligosaccharide 1,2-alpha-mannosidase
Exons: 2
Coding region: 365-2248 (627 amino acids)
Biological process (GO): carbohydrate metabolic process; N-glycan processing
Cellular component (GO): Golgi membrane; endoplasmic reticulum
Molecular function (GO): mannosyl-oligosaccharide 1,2-alpha-mannosidase activity; calcium ion binding
Source: RefSeq, a predicted model, not a curated record
CUGCGUUUCAGCAACCGCAGCCGGGGAGCCUCGGAUCCGAAACGGCUGUGACCCGUGCGCUGAACCUUGGGUAUGGCUGUUGGUUGUUGGCAGGAGAAGCGGAAAAUCGUGCGGCUGCAAAAGAGACAUGUUCAUUCCACGCCGUCUGCUAGUUGCAGACGCGAUGCCCAGGUAGCGGUCAGUGCCAAUUAUAGCUCCACAAGCCCCAGUCCGAGCCUGCCUUGGUCGAAACCGUGAUUGUCUGUUUUGCGACUCGGAAGCGCGUCGUCACGGCGGCGACCCGACUGGGUAUUUUAUUUUAUAUAUUUUAUUCUAUAUCUACGGACCUGGAGUACCCUUAUCUCAAACACCAGGCGAGAACACCAUGGCACGGCGACGCGGCCUGGUGCGCCUCACCCUGGUGGCCGCCGUCUUCGUGUUGGCGCUGUACUGGUACGGCCCCCUCGGCAACUACCCGACGCGGCGCUUCCGCCUCCCGCUGCGCAAGGACGGCCCCGUCGAGUUCGUGCCGUCCAGCUACGACUGGGCCGCUUUUGAGCACCACCACCCACGCCCGGCGGCCGCCAUGGUGCGCCUCCCGGUGGCCGACGGGCAGCGGCCGAUGCCGCGGGUGCAGCACGACUUUGCGCGCGACGGCGGGCCCGAGGCCCUGCACGCGCAGAUGGCCGAGGCGCGGCUGACGGCGGUGCGGGCCGCCAUCAAGAAGAGCUGGGACAGCUACGCCAGGGAGGCCUGGGGCCUCGACGAGCUGCGCCCGCUCGACGGCGGCGGCCGCGACACGUUUGGCGGUUACGGCGCCACGCUGGUCGACUCGCUCGACACGCUCUGGAUCGCCGGCCUGCGCGCCGAGUUCGCCGACGCCGCGCGCGAGGCCUGCCGCAUCGACUUUACCGCCACGUCCAGCACGAGCCUCAACGUUUUCGAAACCACCAUCCGCUUUCUCGGGGGUUUGCUGUCCGCCUACGACCUGAGCGGAGAAAAGGCGCUUUUGCUCAAGGCCCGCGAACUAGGCGAUCUGCUGUACGCGGCCUUUGACACGCCCAACCGCAUCCCGCCCUUCUGGCUCGACUUCGCCGACGCGCGCAGCGGGAACCAGUGGGCGGGCGUCGGCACGCCGAGCGCGUCGCCGGGGUCGCUGAGCCUCGAGUUCACGCGGCUGGCGCAGCUCACGGGCGACCACAAGUACUACGACGCCGUCGACACGGUGUCGCGGUACCUGGAGCGCACGCAGAACAGGACGCGGCUGCCGGGCCUGUGGCCCACCAUCAUGAACUUCCGCCCGGACUCGGACGACGCCGACGCCGUGGCGGAGCAGCACUACAGCGACUUCACGCUCGGCGCCCUGGCCGACUCGCUGUUCGAGUACCUGCCCAAGAUGCACGCGCUGCUCGCCGGCGCCGACCCAAAGUACGAGGCCAUGUACCGCACCGCCAUGGCCGUGGUCGAGAAGCACCUCCUGUUCCGGCCCAUGGUGCCCCCGACCGCCGGCGGCGGCGGGGCGGGCGCGCCCGAGGUGCCCGACAUAUUGUUUUCGGGCUCGGCGGCCGUGGGGCGCGACGACGCGCCGCCCCAGACGAAGCACGAGAGCCAGCACCUGGCCUGCUUCGCGGGCGGCAUGUUCGCGCUGGGCGGGCGCCUCGUCGACGACGCGCGCCACGUCGCCGUCGGCGAGCGGCUGGCGCGCGGCUGCGCCUGGGGCUACCGGAGCUUCCCGACCGGCCUGCUGCCCGAGAUAUUCGGCCUGGCCGCCUGCCCCGGAGGAGACGAAGCAGCAGCGGGGGCGUCGGCGCCGCCGUGCGCGUGGGACGAGGAGGCGUGGAAGAGCCAGGUCCAGCCGUGGGGCGGCAGCUCCGGGCGCGAGGUGGCCGAGGGCAAGGCCAAGCGCGCCAUGCCCAAGGGGUUCACGCACGCGCGCGACGCGCGCUACAUACUGCGGCCCGAGGCCGUCGAGAGCCUGUUUGUGCUGUACCGCGUCACGGGCAAGGAGGAGCUGCGCGACAUGGCGUGGCAGAUGUUUCUGGACAUUCAGGUCGCCACGUCGACGCACCUGGCCAACGCGGCCGUCGAGGACGUCACGGUCACGGGCCAGACGGUCAAGGUGGACUCGAUGGAGAGCUUUUGGCUCGGCGAGACGCUCAAAUACUUCUAUCUUAUUUUCUCCAAGCCCAACGUCAUCAGCCUGGACGAGUGGGUGCUCAACACAGAGGCGCACCCGCUGCGGAGACCAAAGGUGGCGUCCAAGGCGUAGCUGGUGGGGUAGGAGAUGGCAUUAUGCAUAAAAUGCGUCGUUUUGUUCAGGCUCAGGUCCUGUUUUUGAUAUAGAUAUUUGUAGAAGUGCUAGAGGCGUACGUCAUACUCGAUGAUAUAGUUUCAAAAGAUGCCAAUUGUGAACGCGUGUAGGAGCGCGAUCCGUUAAACUAUCCCUUUGUUCCAGCA